Medioppia subpectinata is the source of this 565-nucleotide messenger RNA. The record is from the annotation of a GenBank genome assembly. Lineage: Eukaryota; Metazoa; Arthropoda; Arachnida; Sarcoptiformes; Oppiidae.
ACAACGGCUGUCAGUAUGCCAAUGACUAGUGGUAUAGACGGCGAUCCGUUUGCCCAAUCGUUUGGGUCGAUGUCGUUGUCGUCCGCGGGCGGCGAUUGGGCCAACUUCGAUGAGGACAGUCCCACGUCGGCCACCGGCUCACCGCUAAUACAGUCGCAACAGUCACGUGAUAAUAACGCAGACUCUUCCGCCACCGGUGCCAACAAUAAGCCAUUCGUAUUGACGCUCAGUCGGCAAAAUGUCGGCAGCUUUACGACAUCGACUGCCGGCGACCGGUCAUCGGGCGGACACCAGUCGGCCAGCAGUUAUAACUCGUCGUCUUCUUCAUCGGCGGCAUUACAAUCGCUGUUUAAUUCAUCCCUCGGACACCACAAUCAGCUAAACAUGCCUCAACAGAUGAACAACGUGUCACCCGCUGUGGCCAACAGUAGCAGCGAUUCGGUGUCCUUAUCUCCCCGACCGGUUCAACAACAACAGCAGGCAUUCAAUAUACCGGUUGCCAAUCAUUCUGUGAGCGGUUCCAGCAAUUCAUCCACCGAUCGGUAACUAUUCAAUCGCUGAGAUU